Molecule: messenger RNA, 1356 nt
Organism: Colletotrichum phormii
Lineage: Eukaryota; Fungi; Ascomycota; Sordariomycetes; Glomerellales; Glomerellaceae
Exons: 3
Coding region: 1-1356 (451 amino acids)
Biological process (GO): transmembrane transport; carbohydrate transport
Cellular component (GO): membrane
Molecular function (GO): carbohydrate:proton symporter activity
Source: RefSeq, a predicted model, not a curated record
AUGGACUCCGAGUCUCUGCCCCCGCGGGCCCAGACGGUGGAAGAAAUCCUAGCCUCAGACACCCGCUCCGCCCUCUCCUCCCUCACCCCAUCUCUCAUCCGCCUCUACAGCAUCCUCGCACCAGCCUGCCUCGUAGUCUGCGCAACAAAACGGCUACGACGGCUCCCGCCGCGUACCCCCUUUUCCGCCUUCGUCUCGGACCGCUUCGGGCGGAAAUGGUCCAUCCUCAUCGGCGGCCGCAUCGUCGUCGGCUUCGGCAUCACCAUGGCUCACGCCGCGGCGCCGGUACUGAUCUCGGAGCUCGCACAUCCAAGGCACCGCGUGUUAUUCGGCUCGCUGUAUAAUACCAGCUUCUACCUCGGCGCUCUUACGGCCGGAUGGGUCACGUUUGGGAGCUAUCGUAUCGCCGGGUCGUGGGCGUGGCGGCUUCCUACAAUGUUGCAGGCGCUCCCGGCGGUGACUCAGAUGAUUUUCGUGUGGUUCCUGGAUGAGUCGCCUCGGUGGCUUUGUUACAAGGACCGGGACGACGAAGCGUUCAGCAUCCUCGUGAAGCAUCACGGGGGAGGGGACCCAACCAAUCCUCUGGUCGUCGCAGAGUUCCACGAGAUGAAGGUGGCCUUGCAGCUCAAGAAGCAGGUCAAGGAUCCAACAGGAAGAAAGAGACUCUUGAUUCUUGUCACUCUCGCCGUGUUUGGCCAAUGGAGUGGGAACGGUCUGGUAUCGUAUUACUACUUGACAAAGAUUUUCACGAGCAUCGGUAUCACCAGCCAGCGCAAGCAGACUAUGCUCAACGGAGUCAUCAGCACCGUGAACUACGCCACGGCUCUGUUCGCGGCUGCUCUGUCGACCAGAAAUGGCCGCCGGUGGAUGUUUGUCGGAGGCGGCAUCGCCAUGUGGCUCACCUUUUCGUCGCUCACGGCCAGUAUUGCAGUCUACAACACAAAGGGGACCACGGCCGCUAGUCAGGCUGCGCUUGCUUUCAUCUUCAUCUUCUACGCCGCCUUCAAUAUCUGCCUGAACCCACUCCUCUUCCUCUUCCUCCACCCCACGGAGAUUCUUCCGUUCAGGCUCCGAGCUAUGGAUCUUAGUAUUCUCGUCUUUGCCAACAAGGCCCCGUCGUUCUUUAACCAGUUUGUCAACCCUAUCGGUAUGGACUCUCUGGGAUGGAAGUAUUAUCUGGUGUACGUGGUGUGGCUUGUAGUUGAAGUUGCCGUCUUUUACUUCUUGUACCCCGAGACCCGGGGUCACAGCCUGGAACGCAUGCAGGAGGUGUUUGGGGAAGAGGUCAAGGACGAUGGUCUUGAUGAGAAGGGUUCGGUUAUGAAGGAUAUGAGGGUUAUAGAACACAAGGAAUGA